Pterocles gutturalis (yellow-throated sandgrouse) is the source of this 1970-nucleotide messenger RNA. RefSeq names its product fem-1 homolog a (C. elegans) (gene FEM1A). Lineage: Eukaryota; Metazoa; Chordata; Aves; Pterocliformes; Pteroclidae. Gene Ontology annotation, molecular function: protein binding. The record is from RefSeq and is a predicted model, not a curated record.
AACCAGACCACGCUGACCAACUCCACCCCGUUGCGGGCUGCUUGCUUUGAUGGGCACCUGGAGAUUGUGCGCUACUUAGUCGGGGAGCGCGGGGCUGACCUGGAAGUAGCCAACCGGCACGGACACACUUGUUUGAUGAUUUCUUGCUACAAAGGUCACCGGGAAAUCGCACGGUACUUGCUAGAGAAAGGGGCUGAUGUCAACCGUCGGAGCGUGAAGGGGAACACGGCCCUGCAUGACUGUGCUGAGUCCGGCAGCCUGGAGAUCCUGCAGCUCCUGCUCCGCUCCAAAGCCCGCAUGGAGAAGGAUGGCUAUGGCAUGACUCCUCUCGGUCACACCAACAUUGUGGAGUACCUCAUCCAAGGAGGGCUGCAGCAGGAGGAGGAGGCUGCUGCAGUGGAAGCACUGGAGUUGCUGGGUGCUACGUUUGUGGAUAAGAAACGUGACCUUUUGGGAGCCCACAAGUACUGGCGAAGGGCGAUGGAGCUUCGGUGCGAAGGCGGGCAAUACCUGCCUAAACCUGAGCCCCGGCAGCUGGUGUUGGCCUAUGACUAUUCCCGGGAAGUGAGUUCGCUGGAGGAACUGGAAGCCUUGAUCACUGAUCCAGAUGAGAUGCGCAUGCAGGCGCUGCUGAUUAGAGAGCGCAUCUUGGGUCCUUCCCACCCUGACACGUCCUAUUACAUCCGCUACCGAGGAGCAGUCUACGCUGACUCCGGCAACUUUGAACGCUGCAUUAACCUGUGGAAGUAUGCUCUGGACAUGCAGCAAGGCAACCUGGAGCCUCUCAGCCCGAUGACAGCCAGCAGUUUCCUUUCCUUUGCUGAGCUUUUCUCUUACGUGCUUCAGGACCGCUCCAAAGGCACUUUAGCGACGCACUUGGGCUUCUCUGACCUCAUGGGAGUCCUGAGCAAAGGGGUCCGGGAGGUGGAGAGGGCUCUGGUGCACGGCAAGGACCCUGUAGUUGACUCAGCGCAGUUCACCAAGACACUGGCCAUUAUCCUCCACCUGGUCUUCUUGCUGGAGAAGGUGGAGUGCACCCCGGAGCAGGAGCACCAGAAGCGCCAGACUAUCUACCGCCUGCUGAAGUGCAGCCCCCGGGCCAAGAAUGGCUUCACUCCUUUGCAUAUGGCUGUGGACAAAGAUACCACGACAGUGGGACGUUAUCCCGUGGGCAAGUUCCCCUCACUCCACGUUGUGAACUUGCUUCUGGAGUGUGGGGCUGACCCAGACAGCCGUGACUACGACAACAACACCCCGCUUCACAUUGCUGCCCGCAACAACUGCCCGCUGAUCAUGAGUGCCCUGAUGGAGGCUGGAGCCCAUAUGGAUGCCACCAACGCCUUCAAGCAGACCGCUUACGAGCUGCUGGAUGAGAAGCUGCUCACCAAGAGCACGAUGCAGCCCUUCAACUACAUCGCCCUCCAGUGCCUUGCUGCUCGCGCCCUGGACAAGCACAAGAUUCCCUACAAGGGUUUCAUCCCCGAGGAGCUGGAAGCCUUCAUUGAACUGCACUAGGGUGAGAAGAGCUGAAGUCCCCGGCCUUUCCUGUCCCCUGUUUCACCCCGUGGAGGUAGCACAGCCUGAGAUUUCAGGCCAUCCUUGCUGAGGUGCCGAAGGCCGUCGCUGUGCUGAGACAGGCUGCAAGCUUUGUCCUCGUCUGUCACCGUCACGCUGAUGUGCGCAGGGGUAGGGGAGGAGGAGGAGGCUCGAGAGCUCAUGGCUGUCCCUCAUUGUUGUCAUCUUCAGGUACCAGAUAUCUCCAGUGCACUGUAUCCAGAGAGGGCUCCAGCCCCUGCCCCUUCCCCUGCCAACCAUCUUGUCCUGAGAAGGAUGGAAAAUGGAGAUUCCCUGGGACCUGCUGCCUCUCCCGUUAGUGCUGGAUUAGCUCAGUGUUAGGCUUUGGAGCAGCUACACAUCACACACGUGCUCUAGCCCUUCCUAUCCCAAAUACCGAACAGCUAGGAAUGCAA